UUUAAGACUUUAUCUUUCCAUAUGGACCGAUCGGAAUCGCUGGACAUUGAGGCGCUGAAGAUGACUCAGGAGCAAUACAUCCUGGCAUCUCAGCCCAACCCCCUCCAGCAACCGGGCUGUGCUACGGCGUACCCGGUGGGGAUUUACGGUUGGCGAAAGCGCUGCCUCUAUUUCUUCAUUCUCCUCCUCCUUGUCACCAUGAUCGUCAACCUAGCCUUGACCAUCUGGAUCCUAAAGGUCAUGAACUUCACCGUGGAUGGCAUGGGCAAUCUCCGUGUAACCAAAGAGGGCAUCAGAUUAGAGGGAGUUUCGGAGUUCCUACUUCCACUUUAUGUGAAAGAAAUUAAAUCAAGACGGGACAGCCCUUUGAUCCUACAAUCAGACCGCAAUGUGACGGUGAAUGCACGAAAUAACAUUGGCCAGCUGACAGGACAGCUCACUGUGGGUGCAGAGAUGGUGGAGGCCCAGUGUCAGCGGUUCGAGGUGAGGAGUAGUGAUGGAGAGAGAGUUCUCUUUUCCGCUGAUGAAGAGGAGAUCAGUAUUGGCACAGAUAAAUUGAGGGUCACAGGCAAUGAAGGAGUUGUGUUUAGUCAUUCAGUGGAGACGCCACAUGUUCGAGCCGAACCAUUCCAAGACCUAAAGCUAGAGUCCCCGACGAGGACGCUGACACUGGAGGCCCCCAAAGGUGUUGAAGUGAAUGCAGGAGUUGGGGAAUUCAAAGCUUCCUGUAGGAAAGAUCUCACUUUAGAGUCUUCAGAAGGAGAGAUCUUUCUAAACGCAAACUCAAUACGUCUCGGAAAUCUUCCACAUGGAAGUGUGGACCCUUUGCUUGGUCCAGGGACCACGUACCCCAAACAGACUGUGUACGAGGUGUGUGUGUGUCCCAGCGGGAGGCUCUAUCUGUCCCCAGCAGAGAGCUCUUCUACCUGCCAGACCACCAAUAGUGUGUGUCUCUGGAGCUGAGAAAGAAAUCAGGAAUCAUUAGACGUAUCUUGGCUCGGUUGAAGCCACAUCUUCCCAAUCUGUAAAUGGAGCAGAAACUCUUGUCUUUUCUUGUUUUGUUGUUCUUAUUUUUGUAUGAACUUCUGACUCAGCGGAGGAUUGUGAAUGUGUGCUGGGACGCUGGACUGCACUUGUGAAUGAGCACACACACAGCGAACCACAAACAAGUGUGUUUUCUAAAGAAGUUACAAAGGUGCCUUUGCUACUGUUAGUAAAGCACAUCACCUGCUACUGUCCCGCCAUGUGCAGUAAGACAAACCUCUGCUACGAAAAUGGACAGAAAAAAUGUAUUUAUUUAUUUUAUUUUUUUUUGGUCAAAGAGAUACUACGAUAAACAGAGAUGGAGAGAGAGGAAAAAAAACAAACAAACAAAAAAAAAAAAAACGUAUUUCCCCUUGGAUGUUUCUUUUUUGGAAAAAAGCACAAGAUUAUGCCAUGUAUAUAACAACAUUAACAAAUAAUAAU
Myxocyprinus asiaticus (Chinese sucker) is the source of this 1467-nucleotide messenger RNA. RefSeq names its product zeta-sarcoglycan-like. Gene Ontology annotation, biological process: heart contraction; cardiac muscle tissue development. Gene Ontology annotation, cellular component: sarcolemma; sarcoglycan complex. The transcript has 9 exons. NCBI's taxonomy places the organism in Eukaryota, Metazoa, Chordata, Actinopteri, Cypriniformes, Catostomidae. The record is from RefSeq and is a predicted model, not a curated record. Bases 22 to 963 code for a protein of 313 amino acids.